Cokeromyces recurvatus is the source of this 906-nucleotide messenger RNA. RefSeq lists its product as uncharacterized. Gene Ontology annotation, molecular function: proton transmembrane transporter activity. The record is from RefSeq and is a predicted model, not a curated record. Gene Ontology annotation, biological process: proton motive force-driven ATP synthesis. NCBI's taxonomy places the organism in Eukaryota, Fungi, Mucoromycota, Mucoromycetes, Mucorales, Mucoraceae. The coding region runs from base 51 to 773 and encodes 240 amino acids. The transcript has 8 exons.
CUUUUUUAUUUUGUAGUCAAAAGUUUUUUUUUCUUUCUUUCUUUUCCAAAAUGACACUCAGAUUAUUGACUAAAAAAGCUGCAGUUGUUGCUGCACCUCGUCCAGGUUUGCUUACUGUUCAGCAUCAAGUUAUUCGUGCUUCCAUUACUCGUGGAUUAGCCACGAAGACAGAAGAGCCUAAACAAAAAGCUAAUAGUCUAAUUGAUGUUCUUCCCGGAAACUCUAUUGUCUCCAAGACUGGUUAUAUUACAGGUGCUACUGGUUUGGCUGCUUUUUUGAUUUCUAAAGAAAUUUAUGUUUUAAAUGAGGAAACUUUAGUCCUAAUUUCCUCAGCUGGUCUUCUCGGUGUCCUUUUAAAGUAUCUUCGAGAACCAUUCACUAACAUGGCUAAUGAGCAUAUUGAACGUAUUAAAAACAUUUUGAUUCAAGCACGUAAUGAGCAUAAGAGUACUGUUCAAGAACGUAUUGAUGAAGUUGGAGAAAUGAAGGAUCUUGUCCAGGUUACUAAGACUCUUUUUGAACUUUCUCGUGAAACUGCACAAUUAGAAGCCGAAGCCUUUGAGUUGAAACAACAAGUAGCUGUUGCUUCCGAAGUUAAAUCUACUUUAGAUUCUUGGGUUCGUCAUGAAACCAGUCUUCGUGAACGUGAACAAAAACAAUUAGCUACUUACUUGAUUGAAAAAGUUAACAAGAGUUUAGAAGAUCCAAAGAUUCAACAACAAAUUUUAGAUCAAGCUAUUCUUGAUGUUCAAGCUGUUGCAAAGAAUGCUUAAAUUAUUAAUAAAUGAUUAUGUUAAAGAUUCACAUGAAUGAACUUCUUUUUUUCUCUAUUGAUUAAAACCUAAUCCACCUCUACGACCCAUUUGCAUUUGCUUUUUAAACUUAGUGUUACUGUUUGAUUUUUUU